AUGAGUGCCAAAUUUGCCAAUCGCAGAAAGCCCCGCAAGAUUGGCGGCGACGAUGAGCAGGAUGAGGCUGGUGUGCCUGAACCUGUUGUCAAGCGCCCAGCCUCAAAGCCCAAAGCAAAGCCCAAAUCCAAGUUGAACCUGUCAUUUGGCCCCGGGGAGACGUCGACGAACGACGGAGACGAAGAGAGCGAAGUCGUUAUUCCAAAACGACAUGGUCUGGCCCGGAAGCCCGGUGACAACAGCGCCAACACUCGGCUACCUGGUAUAUCUGAUAGUAUAUCUGCACGACUUGGCCAGGACUCAGACCGGCCAACCUACAACAACGAUUACUUGAAGGAGCUUCGCAACUCAACUCCCUCGACGCCUAAGACCAACACCGAUGAUGAAACAACUAAGGCUGUGGAUGUGGCCGCUAAAUUUGGGGAAAUCAUGACAGUCUCCGGGCAGUCACAUAUUCCCAGCGAAUCCGAAAUUCGUGAAAAGAAAGCCCGACGUGCUCGCCUUGCUAUGGAACACGGCGCAGAGGACGAUAGCUACAUGGCGCUGGAUGACAACGAUGCGGCACACGCGGAUAAUUGGGAUGCGGUUGCGCGCGGCGAAAAGGAAGUCAAGGAUACCCGACUCAUUCGAGACGACGAGGAUUUCGCAGAGGGAUUCGAGGAAUACGUGGAAGAUGGGAAGAUUUCCCUGGGGCGGAGGGCCGAGCGUGAAAAGAAGCGGAAAGAUCGUGAAGCCAUGCGUGAGCUUAUCGAUGACGCCGAAGGUAUCUCGGAUGAAGAUGAUUCCGACCUCGAGGAGAAGGCUGCAUAUGAGGCUGCACAAACCAAAGCGGCGAUGGGUCAUGGCAAAGAUACUCUUGACCGACCGGAGGCGCCUGUCAAAAUGACCUCUCUUCCUCGCUUGGCCCAUAGCAUUGAGCGAUUGCGCAUGCAUCUGGCAUCGAAGGAAGUUUCGAAGACCCAGAUGAUCAGCCGAAUGGAGGAGUUGCGAAAGGAAAAGGCGGAUAUAGCAGUUCGCGAGGUCGAAGUACAGGCGAUGAUCAAGGAAGCGGGCGAAAACUACGAGCGGCUGAAGAAAGAAGCUGUUGCUCAGUCUAAUGCAGAUGAUGCUUCCAACGGAGCCCUCACCAAGACUACAGGCUUAGAAAACAUCGAUGCGCCUGUGCCCAGAUCAAACUCCUCCGACUCAUCGGAUUCCAGUUUCGAAGACGAUGACGAGUCUUGA
Penicillium olsonii is the source of this 1224-nucleotide messenger RNA. Lineage: Eukaryota; Fungi; Ascomycota; Eurotiomycetes; Eurotiales; Aspergillaceae. The record is from the annotation of a GenBank genome assembly.